AUGGGUGGAGCGGCAUCAGCUGUCAGACGGCUGACGCGGAGUUUUACCAAGAAGGUGCAUCCGGAGGGGCCGUGUCCAAAGCCAGACACGGCCGAAGGAAGGGAGCGAGAAGCGCCAGAGCACCCGAGCAAGCCGAGUAGGGACCUGAACAAAGAGUCAGGUCGCCGCCCCAGCAGGGCCGACAGGGCCGACAGGGCCGAAAGCGAAGGAGGCCCAGGCGGCCCAGGCGGCCCAGGCCGGGCGGAAGAUCGCCGGAACGCGCAGAGCCCUGCGCCGAUCAGAGGCGGAGGCGGAGGGAGCGGGGCCCUGCCGGACGCGAAGACCGCGAGCGGCGCGGCUUCCGAGCCGAGCCCGGCGAGGCCCCGGAAAGCGGCUGGCCACACGCAAUCGCAGCCAGCGCCGGAGAAGGCGAAGGCCGAGGCAGCGCAGGCGGUGGGGCCUUCGGCGCCUGCAGCGUAUCCAGCAGUAGAUCCGGUGUCGGAGGAUGGUGUUUGUCACGAUCAACCGGGUCAGCCGGUGCCUAGAGCAAAGAUCGCCACUCCGCCGGACAAACCUCAAUCACUGCCUCCUCCAUGGGUUCGGGUCCCGUAUGAGGACGACUCGUACUACUGGAACACCGAAACGGAUGAGGUCACGUGGGACUUCCCAGUUGUGGCCGAGUCUGUGCAUGGGGAACUUUGUGAUACACAGGUUCUACCGGGUGUCGAAAACCGUGAAUCCGAUGAAUCUGAGGAAGAGGAUCUUAUGGCGGUGUUGAGCUCUUGCCGGGAAGCGAAGGCCUGGGGCGUGCUGGAGAGCUUGGGCUCAAAGCAAGAAGACCAAGGUGUCCUCAGACAGGAGCUUUCGCCAUGCGCUCCAUCUCAAGCAGCAGGGACUGCUGCCACAUGUCAGCUGGUGGAUGAGCAUCUCCCAUCCAGGGAAGCCUUGGACUUGGACCGGGACGAAUCCAAUGGCACAUGCGCAGACGGAGCGGCCUUGGGAGAACUAGAGACGGAACGAGGCCCCGCACCUGGCAAGUCGGUAGACGUGCCGGCACAUCGUGAUCGACCUACCGGCUCGCCCUCUUCCAGAUUUGCAGAGACUUCUCCAAUCUCAGCUCUAGUGCUUCGUGCAGGCCCUUUAUCCGCCCAUGGAAGCAGGGCGAGCCAAUUCUAUGACCUCGUGAAACUGCGUCGUAGCACUGACUGCGCUGAAGGAGCCAACGGCUUCUUCGAGACUUAUCGAGUUUUGCGAAAGCGAGGAGGGGACGCCCAAGCGCUCUCCAGCAGCUGGCAGGACAAGGCCUGGCAUUCAGCUCAGGAAGGUUUGGAGCGGGGCCCUGAGGAGGUCCGCACCGAGGAUGACAGCACAGGCGAGGAUGUUGUGAUGGCAAAGCAGCCAGAAGGCUCGAGGCCAUCUAGUCCGACCGCUGCGCAACCGAAGCGCAAUAAUGAAGUCUUUGCAAAGCGAAAGAGGACAAGGCAGCCGCCAAACAAGCAAACUAGUGGGGCUAAACAUACGGCAAAGCGUCAAGUGGCUACUCCAGCGCGCGCAUCUGCAGAUGCAGCACUGGUGGCAGAGCGCAUACACUUCGUCUGGGUCAUGUGGCAAGUGGAGCAAUGGCUGGGAAAGGUGAUCUCCCACGUGGACUGCACAAGCACGAACAGCGGCUGCAUGAGCAUAAAUGCAGAUCCAUUCGGCUUGCCGGAUGGCGGCACCACAACGACUGGUCAGCUGGUUAUGAGCAUUGCACAGACUGGAUCCGACAACGGUUUCAAAUGCUUCGAGACCUUGGUGAAGGCGGUGUGCAACACGGUCGACAAGCCGGAGGAGCCCAGGUACAGAGAGCUUCGGCGCGAUGUUGCUGCGGUUGUCCAGGUAGAUGCAGUCCCUGCCUGUGCGAUGCUUUUGCGGAGACUGGGCUUCAAGGACAUCGGUGAUCGGUACCGUCUUCAGUACAGCGGUCUCCGGUCUUCUGAGGUCGCUCGUUUCCAGUGUGCGCUGAAUGAGCUGGAGCAUUGCAGUGACCUGGUGGUCCGCCUGGCUCCAGCCAUCGAUGCCUUGGGUCUUCACUGGACCAAGCCCGAUGGAAGCUCCACGUUCAUGCCUGGUCCUACAUAUCGCGAGCGCCAGCAGCGAGAGCGUGACUUGCUCCAGAGUGCGAGAAAUGGAGGUUCCUGGACCGGGCAGACGGCCGGCGGGGAUUUCCCAUCUGCCGAUGACGACGAGGAAGCGCAGCUGCAGGAAGCGCUCAGACUGUCGAUGAUCGAAAGCUGA
This is a messenger RNA of Symbiodinium sp. CCMP2592, 2256 nucleotides long. NCBI's taxonomy places the organism in Eukaryota, Dinophyceae, Suessiales, Symbiodiniaceae. The record is from the annotation of a GenBank genome assembly.